CUCCUUCCUCCCACAGAGCUGCGCUUAAAAGCCGGUCCCAGCCCCGGCCCCGUCUGAGCAGCGACUGCCCCACGGAGCCCACGGACCCCACAGCCGGGCUCCACUGCAGCUAUGGGGCAACAUCCUGCUCCCGUCCUCAUCCUCACUGUGCUGCUGGGGGCCGUGGUGACUGGGCAGCCCCGGGGCCGGAUCCUGAGGGGUUCUGAGGCCAAGCCCCACCUGAGGCCGUACAUGGCCUCGCUGCAGCUGGACGGGCAGCACGUCUGCGGCGGCUUCCUCAUCGCUGAGCAGUGGGUGCUGAGCGCCGCGCACUGCACCGAGGAGACGGAUGGCCAACUCUUCCAGGUCCUCCUGGGUGCCCACUCCCUGACGAAGCCAGAGCCCCACAAACGCCUGUACAGGGUGCGUGCUCAGAUCCCCCACCCUGGCAGCAACAUCCACAACAACGAGGACGACCUCCUCCUCCUCCAGCUGGAGGAGAAGGCAGAGCUGAACCAGCACGUGCAGGUGCUGCCGUUGCAGCGGCAGGACAGGGACGUGCAGCCCGACACCGUGUGUGAGGUGGCGGGUUGGGGCACCACCAGCCACAGCGGCCGCCGGCCCGACACCCUGCAGGAGCUGCAGCGACCCGUCAUCAGCCGCGAGCUCUGCAACCGCCGCACACACCACGACCACAGCGUCACCCGCAACAUGAUGUGCACCAGCUCCCACAGGAAGGACACCUGCAAGGGAGACUCCGGCGGGCCCCUGGUCUGCGGGGGGGUGGCCGAGGGGGUGGUGACGGCCGGUUCCCGAGUGUGCGGCAACCAGCACAAACCCGCCAUCUACACGCGGAUCGCGCCCUACGCAGCCUGGAUCGACGGCGUCCUGGCCUCGGCGCCUGCACUCACGGCUGCCCCCUGAGCCCUGCCCCGGGCGCGGCUCCACGCCACGGCUUUGCUGCUGCCCGCCCGGCCCCGGGGGGCUGGGGAGGGGAGGGUCCCACCGCUGAGCAGCCCCCAGCGACAGGAGGGGGCUGUGCCCAAGGAACAGGGGGGGAAAAGGGUGCCCAGGAGCUCGUUGGCAGAGCAAGGGGCAGGGCUGGGGGUGGCAGGGUGGAGGGGGCACAGCCCCCCAUGCUGGCACAAGCCACAGGCUUUGCUGAACAUGCCCUUAACGCUGCAAUAAAGUCAUGAUGAUCCCUGCA
This is a messenger RNA of Colius striatus (speckled mousebird), 1186 nucleotides long. RefSeq names its product complement factor D-like. The record is from RefSeq and is a predicted model, not a curated record. The transcript has 5 exons. Gene Ontology annotation, biological process: proteolysis. The coding region runs from base 112 to 903 and encodes 263 amino acids. Gene Ontology annotation, molecular function: serine-type endopeptidase activity. Lineage: Eukaryota; Metazoa; Chordata; Aves; Coliiformes; Coliidae.